Chinchilla lanigera (long-tailed chinchilla) is the source of this 1975-nucleotide messenger RNA. RefSeq names its product retinol dehydrogenase 16-like. NCBI's taxonomy places the organism in Eukaryota, Metazoa, Chordata, Mammalia, Rodentia, Chinchillidae. Gene Ontology annotation, molecular function: oxidoreductase activity. The record is from RefSeq and is a predicted model, not a curated record.
UAAAAAAAAAAAAAAUGAUCGACAAGCCAAGGAUAAAUGUGUAAUUGCAAAUACCAUGCUGUGUCAUCUGGAGGCUGCCACUGUCUACUGCUGACAGGGAUCUCAGUUCCUCUUCUCCUCCUGGCUGAACACAGCCCAGAGUCUUGUCUUUCACCACUGUACCUUUUCCUGGCCUCAGUGAAGUCAUGCUGCUGUAUGUGGCAGCCUUUGUGGGCUUGUUCUACCUCCUGCGCUGGUACCGGGAGAGGCAAGUGGUGAGCCACCUCCAAGACAAAUAUGUCUUCAUCACGGGCUGUGACUCGGGCUUCGGGAACCUGCUGGCCAGACAGCUGGACAUGCGAGGCAUGAGGGUGCUGGCUGGGUGUCAUAGGGAAGAAGGGGCCGAGCAGCUGAAGAAGCAGACAUCAGCACGGCUGCAGACAGUGGUCCUGGACGUCACCCAGACAGAGAGCAUUGCUGCAGCCGCCCAGUGGGUGAAGGAGCGCGUGGGGAACAGAGGACUCUGGGGCCUGGUGAAUAAUGCUGGCAUCUCCUUUCCCUCUGCUCCCAAUGAAUGGCUGAACAAGCAGGACUUCAUGAACAUGCUCAACGUGAACCUGUUGGGGGUCAUCGAGGUGACGCUGAGCCUGAUGUCCUUAGUAAGGAAGGCCCAAGGCCGUGUGGUCAAUGUCUCCAGUAUCAUGGGCCGGUUGUCAUUUUAUGGUGGUGGCUACUGCAUCUCCAAGUAUGGCGUGGAGGCCUUCUCGGACAGCCUCAGGAGGGAGCUCUCUUAUUUUGGGGUGAAGGUGGCUAUUAUUGAGCCUGGUUUCUUCAAGACCAAUAUGACCAAUACUGAAAAGAUCAUACUAUGCUUACAGGAGGUGUGGAACCGGGUCAGCUCAGAGGUUAAGGACAUCUAUGGUGAGAAGUUUCUGGAAUCAUGUAAAUUGAAAUCAUGUAAAUUAGUGGAACAAAAGAGCAAUCCAGACCUGUCCUCGGUGACGGACUGCAUGGAGCACGCGCUGACUGCUCACCCUCGCACCCGGUACUCAGCAGGCUGGGAUGCCAAGCUCUUUUACCUCCCCUUGAGCUACCUGCCCACGUCCCUGGUGGAUGCCUUUGCGUACUUGAGCUCCCCAAAGCCAGCACACGCCCUGUAAAGCCAACUCUUAGUUGUGUGGUCAGGGGAGAUAGGUAGUGUGAGGGCAGGAAGUGGGUGGAGGAAAGCAGCUCUUACACAUGGGGCAGCUAUCCCACCUUCUCGGUGCAAAGGACUUUCCUCAAGGAUUACUCAAGACUGGUGAAGUAAGAGGGAAAGAGCCAAGGACCUCUGGUGAGGAACAGGGACUCAGCAUCACUCACUGAUGCCAGGUUGACAGUCAGCUGCUGAUGGCUCUGAGCCACAUGGCCAACCAUGAGGAAUCGACACACCUGGAGUGGCUGGGUGUGUGUGGGUGGAUGCACAGCUCAUGCCUCCCUUCCGCUUGCCUUCCUUCUGAGGGUACACAUUGUUCUUGGCUGCUGUCUAUCUUCUCACAACAUAGAAAUGGCCUGGUAGAUGUAGGGUCCGUCUCCUUUGCAAUCACUGUGUAGGUGGAAUCAGGUGGGAGGGCAGCGCCAGUCUGUGUCCUUGGCCUCAAUUGGUUUGCCUUAGAUCUCUCCUCCACACAGAUCCUGGCAGAGGAUGAAGAAGUUGUCAUUGUUUGUGAUAUCCUCCCAGUGCUCCAUGAGGUCAUAGGUGGGGCUGCUUCAGAGGUGCCUGAAUCUAGAGUAUGUGACGCUGGGAUUAAGGCUGUGUGAUUACUUUGGCAUUGCCCUAUUCCAGGUAGCUUAGACAGUGUGAAGGGGUCAGAAAGCAGCUGCUAAGGCCCCUGUUUUUGUACCUUCUGCCUCGCAUGAACUGUUUCUCCUGUGCAAUGCCUGUCUGCCAUGUCACCUUACCUUGGAGGAGGGUGAUCGUGGACUGAAAGGUCUUCAAACUGUGAACUAAAUAAAC